This is a messenger RNA of Peromyscus eremicus (cactus mouse), 4205 nucleotides long. It is a transcript of the gene Smad9, whose product is annotated as SMAD family member 9. Gene Ontology annotation, molecular function: I-SMAD binding; RNA polymerase II cis-regulatory region sequence-specific DNA binding; DNA-binding transcription factor activity, RNA polymerase II-specific. Gene Ontology annotation, cellular component: heteromeric SMAD protein complex. Gene Ontology annotation, biological process: cell differentiation; anatomical structure morphogenesis; regulation of transcription by RNA polymerase II. The record is from RefSeq and is a predicted model, not a curated record. NCBI's taxonomy places the organism in Eukaryota, Metazoa, Chordata, Mammalia, Rodentia, Cricetidae. The coding region runs from base 204 to 1496 and encodes 430 amino acids. The transcript is spliced from 5 exons.
CGGACUGCUCACCCACCCAAGGGCUUUGGAAGAAGUCAGCCCGUCUCCCAACUUAAAUCAGUCCCCACUGCUUCCAGAAGAAAAGGCAAGCUCGUUCCUAUGACACCCGUGGACAAGUGCUCGGUGCUGACCUACCCAGGGCCCUGCAAGCCUUGAAAGGCCUCAUCCUCUUCCCGUGUGCAGGAGCCGGAGGUCUGCCUCCUAUGCACCCCAGCACCCCCAUCAGCUCCCUCUUCUCCUUCACCAGCCCUGCAGUGAAGCGGCUGCUGGGCUGGAAGCAGGGAGAUGAAGAGGAGAAGUGGGCAGAGAAGGCCGUGGACUCUUUGGUGAAGAAGCUAAAGAAGAAGAAAGGCGCCAUGGACGAACUGGAGAGGGCGCUGAGCUGCCCAGGCCAGCCUAGCAAGUGCGUCACCAUCCCCAGGUCCCUGGACGGACGCCUACAGGUGUCCCACCGCAAGGGGCUGCCCCAUGUCAUCUACUGCCGUGUGUGGCGCUGGCCAGACCUGCAGUCCCAUCAUGAGCUGAAGCCCCUGGAGUGCUGUGAGUUCCCCUUCGGCUCCAAGCAGAAGGAGGUCUGCAUCAACCCAUACCAUUACCGCCGAGUGGAGACACCAGUUCUGCCUCCGGUGCUGGUACCAAGACACAGCGAGUACAACCCCCAGCUCAGCCUUCUGGCCAAGUUCCGAAGUGCCUCCCUGCACAGUGAGCCCCUCAUGCCGCACAACGCCACCUACCCAGACUCUUUCCAGCAGCCUCUCUGUCCUGCACCACCCUCCUCUCCAGGCCAUGGGUUCCCGCAGUCUCCAUGUCCAACCACUUACCCACACUCCCCAGGAAGUCCUUCCGAGUCAGACAGUCCAUUUCAACACUCAGACUUCCGGCCAGUUUGCUAUGAGGAACCCCAGCACUGGUGCUCUGUUGCCUACUAUGAACUCAACAACCGGGUUGGAGAGACUUUUCAGGCAUCCUCCCGGAGCGUUCUCAUCGAUGGCUUCACCGACCCUUCCAAUAACAGGAAUAGGUUCUGUCUCGGGCUACUUUCAAAUGUAAACAGAAACUCAACCAUAGAAAACACCAGGAGGCACAUUGGAAAGGGCGUGCAUCUGUACUACGUGGGGGGCGAGGUGUACGCCGAGUGUGUGAGCGACAGCAGCAUCUUUGUUCAGAGCCGGAACUGCAACUAUCAGCACGGCUUUCACCCCGCCACCGUCUGCAAGAUCCCCAGCGGCUGCAGCCUCAAGGUCUUCAACAACCAGCUCUUCGCCCAGCUGCUCGCCCAGUCCGUGCACCACGGCUUCGAAGUUGUAUACGAGCUAACGAAGAUGUGCACGAUUCGGAUGAGUUUUGUGAAGGGUUGGGGAGCCGAGUAUCAUCGCCAGGAUGUGACAAGCACCCCCUGCUGGAUUGAGAUUCAUCUUCAUGGACCACUGCAGUGGUUGGACAAGGUUCUAACUCAGAUGGGCUCCCCACAUAACCCCAUUUCCUCAGUGUCUUAACAGUCAUGUCGUCAGCUACGCUUCCACAGAAUAGACGCAGGCAGUGGCUUCUAUCAUGACCACCUGCAGCUAAUGGAAGUUUUUGGAUGCAGAUGUAAAUACAUAUAAUGUAUAUUAUUCACAUUUUUAUCACCAUUUGUUUCGUGCUACCUAGUUAACCCAGGGCUAGUACUGUGUGGUUGAAGAGAGUGGUUUCCAGGCCAGCGCUAGAGUUAGAGGGGAAACAGUAUGUGAAGGGCAUUGGCAGAAUUGGAGGCCACUUCAGCUUGUCACUGUGCAGAAUGUUGUGCCCCCUAAUGAAAACACAAAGCUGCUUACAUUAAGAAAAAGAAAAAAAGAAAAGGCCCAGGGUUUAGGAGCACUAGAGUAAAACCCAAUCAAAUCCACGUAGUUUAAAAGAUCUCACGUUCAAUGUGAAUGGCAAGAAAGAAAACCAAACCUGUUCAGUGAUCUGUUAGGUAAACCUCAGAAACGUCAUCUCUGAAGUCGGAAUUUGCACAGCUGGGCACUGUGCUGACGUCAACGGUACAUUUAAGCAGAUUGAAACUGUGAUUGGAAAGAGAGAAACUGUGAAGCUUAGAGUCAUGUUGCCACUGCUUAACAGUAAAAGAGGCGAAGAAGGAGAAACAGCCCGAGAUGAGCUACAGUCCUAAGUGACAGGACUAGUCCAGAAUUCGGUGCCAGGAGCACAGGGGGCUCCCCCUCCCACUCUGGAAGUCAGGUUCCAGCCUUCCAGUUCUCCCUGUCAGGUGACCUUGUGGUUGGCUGUGUCUGCCUGCGUACACUGUGGGCAAGCCCUUUGCAGAGACGAACCUGUCGACUAGAAGGUUGGGAGGAGCAUCAUGUGGCAACCUGCGCUUUCUAACAUACUCAUAUGGAAGCCUCCAAGGCAGGGCACCCCUUCACCACAUCUUUCCUCUUGGUGACAAAUAUCAAUUAGUUAUAAUGAUUAAAACAACAGCAAAGCCCUGGGGGCAAUCUAGAGGCAUCUUUGGAUCAUAUUUAUGUAUUACUUAGCCUGGUACCUGUGUUGAUUAAGUUAUUAGCUGGUUACAUCUGGCAGCCUCUUCUAAAGCUAUGAAAUACUUGGACAUAAAUUCCCAAGUGAAGUGUGAAAGUUUCAUGUGCCCUACAUUUUUGAGGAAACAGUGGUAGUGAAUAAUAAGCAUCUUUAGAAAUAUCUUAUGUAUAUACAUGCAUAUGUUAGUGUGCAUGUGUUAUUAGAGCCUGUCAUUUCCUUCUUUGGAUGAUAAAGGGAAAUGUCUUCCAGAUUCCACGGUACGUGCCUCUCGAUGAUCACCGCAUUGCUUAUAAGUUUACUUCGUGCCCUUUGGGAAGCACAUUCUUUAAGAUGGCAUUUGUGCUUGUAAAGGAUGGAGCUCCUAUAAGCCGAGUUUCCUUCGUUUAAUCCAAUCUACCUAGCAUCAAGACACAUGCAUUUGUUGUUCCCCAUUCAAUUGUAUUUAAGAUAGAUAUGAUGUGACAAGUCACACUCACAAUGCCUACUGUAUCUAUAAAACCUAUCAUGUAUCUAUCAUGAAUAUACAUGAUACACAUAUCAAAAGAUACUCGUUUAUGUCUCGCACUAAAGCCUGGGAGCCCACUUAGAGUGUAGGAAAGCCCAAGCUUGUUGACUCAUUAACCCUGUCCUGCAGAUUUGUGUAUACUAGGGACAUUGUCAGGUGCUGCGGAAUCAAAUAUACAUUGGAGGUAGUCCCCACCUCCAUGGAGCUGCAGAUCUAACAGUAAGUCAUUGCAGACACUAGGUCUCAGAACUUCUAAAACCCACACAUGUGAAUUUUCUUUCACUUGAAAAAAAAAAUGUAACCAAGUUCUCUAUUUUUACUAUAUUGAAAUUUUAUGUCUCUUCGGAACAAUUAGGUAAUUUAUCUUUGUGCAAGUGCCACUUUUAUUCCUAGCCAUCCCACCUCCUUGCAUCCCCAUGUCUCUGGUAAUUCUCCCAGCUUCUUCCUUGGAAAAGUCAUUCAUAUGGCAGAUCUCCUCUGAGUACUCAUUCAAGGACACAAAGUAUUUGUUCCAGAUUUCUAACAGUCCUUUUGAUCUCUUCACAAAGGGUCAAACAUCCUCUGGCAAUAUGUAACUUUAUCGAAUUGUUCAGAGGUAGAAGCUUCCAGAUGUGGUAGUGCCCACCUUUAAUCUCAGCACUGAGGAGGCAGAGGCAGGUGGAUCUCUGUGAAGUUAAGGCCAGCCUGGUCUACAGAGUGAGUUCCCAAACAGUCAAGGCUAUACAGUGAGACUCUGUUUCAAAACCAAAAUAGAAGCUUAGAAACAAAACUGAAAAACAAAAUAAGCUACUUGGAUUUCCUUGCAACAUUAAGAAAGCAGACAAAAUAUCAAAGUGUGCCUGAUUUCUCUGAGAAAGGAAUCAUGACAUAGGUUCAUAUGUAUCAGAGAAUUUAGCAUUAAAGAGAUGUUAGCCCUCUGCUCCUGUAACAGUUACACUUUAAUCAGUUUUUUCCUUUGGCUGCUAAAAGGUCUAAAAAAAAUCAUAAUGUAAUACUUGACUUUAGACUCCUUUGACCAUUUGGCAUGCAUUCCAUGAAACAGACAAGCAAAAAUAUGCUGUGUAGUGUUGUUUCACAGGAUGAAGGGGAAAGCAGGCAGGCCAAGUCUUUACAUACUGCAAGCGUGGCUCUGGUUGCCCUGGCCUGCCCACAUGGUGCUGGAUGUUUAUCACCAUGUUCAAGU